This is a messenger RNA of Anas platyrhynchos (mallard), 913 nucleotides long. NCBI's taxonomy places the organism in Eukaryota, Metazoa, Chordata, Aves, Anseriformes, Anatidae. The record is from RefSeq and is a predicted model, not a curated record.
AUGUCUUGCUCCAUGGAGUCCUACAGACCGUACGGGGUGACCUGCCCUCAGCCAAUUGCCGAGAGCUACAACGAGCCCUGCGUGCAGCAGUGUCCCCCCUCCAGAGCUGUGAUCAUCCCCCCACCGGCGGUGGUGACAGUCCCGGGCCCUGUGCUCAGCUCUUUUCCUCAGGAGAGCAUUGUGGGAUCCUCGGGCCCGACCACUCUGGGAGGCUCCUUCAGCUCCCGAAGCAACCUGGGCUAUGGGGGCUCCCUGGGCUAUGGGGGCCCCUUUGGUUUUGGAGGGUCCCAAGGCUUUGGGGGCUCCUUUGGCCUGGGGGGGGUCCAGGGCUACGGGGGCUCUCUGGGCUUGGGGGGCUAUGGCAGCUCCCAGGGCUAUAGGGGCUCCUUUGGCCUGGGGGGCUACGGCGGGUCCCAGGGCUAUGGGAGCUCCUUUGGCCUGGGGGGCUACGGCGGUUCCCAGGGCUAUGGGAGCUGCCUAGGUUAUGGGGAUGACUUGAGCUAUGGGGGCUCCCUGGGCUACGGGGGGCUGUAUGGCUCUAGUGGCUUCGGCAAUUUUGGCAGGUCCUACAGCUCUGGCCCCUCCUCCUGUGGCAUGGGCUAUUGCCUCCCUGGUACCAGGUGGAGAAGGUCCCGCCGUGGUAGCUGUGGGUCUUUCUAAGGCCACCACAGCCAUGCCCAGAGCCAGCGACAGCCCUGAAGCAAGGACCCUGGCAUGGGGACAUGGAGCAAGAGCCCUGGGGACCAGCAGCACCCAUCAUCUGCUGGGGCACGGGGACUGGAGGUUGCUGUGUGCCCGUUGUCCCACUGCCCUGUGCCACAGUGUGCCCUGGCUGCCUCCUCAGCGUCCCCUGCAGCCUCCUGCCACCUCGACUGGCCCUGGGGCCCUGAGCAGGGCACCAGUACCCACGACG